Carassius auratus (goldfish) is the source of this 582-nucleotide messenger RNA. RefSeq lists its product as uncharacterized. Lineage: Eukaryota; Metazoa; Chordata; Actinopteri; Cypriniformes; Cyprinidae. The coding region runs from base 1 to 582 and encodes 193 amino acids. The transcript has a single exon. The record is from RefSeq and is a predicted model, not a curated record.
AUGGGAACUGUGGCCCUCCCUGGGCUUGACUUGGGGACUGGAGCCCUCCUUGGGCUGGAUGUGGGAACUGUGGCCCUCCCUGGGCUUGACUUGGGGACUGGAGCCCUCCUUGGGCUGGAUGUGGGAACUGUGGCCCUCCCUGGGCUUGACUUGGGGACUGGAGCCCUCCUUGGGCUGAACGUGGGAACUGUGGCCCUCCCUGGGCUUGACUUGGGGACUGGAGCCCUCCUUGGGCUGAAUGUGGGAACUGUGGCCCUCCCUGGGCUUGACUUGGGGACUGGAGCCCUCCUUGGGCUGAACAUGGGAACUGUGGCCCUCCCUGGGCUUGACUUGGGUACUGGAGCCCUCCUUGGGCUGGAUGUGGGAACUGUGGCCCUCCCUGGGCUUGACUUGGGGACUGGAGCCCUCCUUGGGUUGGAUGUGGGAACUGGAGCCCUUUCUGUGCUAGACGCUUGUAAUGGAAUUCUCUCUGGGCUAAAAUUGGGGACUAGAGCCCUCUCUGGGCUGAACUUGGGGACAGGAGCCCUCCAUGGGCUAAACUCAGGGACUGGAGCUGACAAACGAGCAAGCUCUGGGACUUGA